Eimeria mitis is the source of this 1203-nucleotide messenger RNA. RefSeq lists its product as uncharacterized. The transcript is spliced from 10 exons. The coding region runs from base 1 to 1203 and encodes 400 amino acids. Gene Ontology annotation, cellular component: extracellular region. The record is from RefSeq and is a predicted model, not a curated record. Lineage: Eukaryota; Apicomplexa; Conoidasida; Eucoccidiorida; Eimeriidae.
AUGCCUGUUUCAAAAGGACCAUUCUCCACAGGGAGAGAAUCUCGAGAAGAACUCCUAAAGAAGGCAGAAAAGAUGUUUGCAGAAGUUGAUGCAGAAGCCAAACAACAGAGCGAGUUCAAGCAGCCGCCUCUACCCGAACUCACUCCACGAGACUACAUCUCCGCUGAAGAACAGAGCGAGUUCAAGCAGCCACCUCUACCCGAACUCACUCCUCGAGACUACAUCUCCGCUGAAGAAAAGGCAGCCGAGGCAAAUCCUUCUAUCGAUCGUUCCAUCCCAGCAGAACAUCUGGUGAGAGGGAUAGAGGUGAUCAAAGGCGUUGCAAAAAAAUAUUCGACCCCGCAUAACUAUUUCCCCGGCAACACUCUCAGGCUGCAAAGUGCUGUUAACGACGAUCCAAAAGGUGGAAAGGAGUUUAUAACCGCCAUAGAAGGCGAAUUGCGAUCUAUCCCCGAAGCAGCGAAAGAAGAACUCGGUAGACGAAUGAUGAGCAGUGCCAAACUGAUGAUCGACCCAAAGGAGAAAGUGGCUUGCGUGGAGUACGACACGGGUUUGACCGAUCGGGUAUACAGCAAAGAAGGAGAGGUGGGGGCUGUUGGCUAUGGGGUGCGAAUCCGCCUUUCCCAGAAAUACAAUGCACAAAGCGGUGGAUGUAAAGGAGACCUUCAAUCCGAGAGCGUUUCACAAUGGAGCAAUUCCGCGAUCCCGGAUAUUAAAGGCGGCUUAGGGGAAAAUCUGUACACUGCCUGCUCUAUUGGAGAACUACCGCGUGAUGUGGUUGACGCUUGGUCUGGCGAAGGGAACUGCUUCAGAUACGGAAAGAUUGGGAAUCCUUGCACCGGUGUUCUGGGCCCCAAGUGCAGCAUCGAGGCGCAUGCAGAAGGCCUUAUGACAGGUCACUUCACAGCCACCGUGUGGAAUGACUCCAGAGAACUGGGAUGCGCAUACGUCGUCUGCAAAAGGGAGUGCCAAAACAACAGGCCCCUCUUGCUCGUCGGCUGCCAGUACACCCCAGCUGGAAACAUUGUGGGGCAAGCGCCAUUCCCAAAAGAGACAGCAGUGAAGCUGCAGAGCUUCUACCCGCAGCUGCUGCCGGGGGCCCCUGAAGACCCUGAACAAAUAAAAAAGUGCGAGGAAUUUAGAAAAGAAAUGAAAAUGAAAAACCCUCGAGUGGACUUGGUGGAGAAAUCAAAAAACACGUAA